AUGUCUGGACCAUCUGGUUCCGGUGAAGAUGCAGCGGAUCACAACGUUGAAGUGUGGAAAAUCAAACGUUUGAUCAAAAGUUUGGAAAUGGCUCGAGGGAAUGGGACAUCGAUGAUUUCUCUGAUAAUACCACCACGCGAUCAAAUUGCUCGUAUUUCAAAAAUGUUAGCCGAUGAAUAUGGCACUGCGUCAAAUAUCAAAUCUCGGGUGAAUCGGUUAUCAGUACUGGGUGCCAUUACAUCGGUACAAGGAAGACUAAAACUUUAUAACAAAGUACCAACAAAUGGUCUAGUGAUUUACUGUGGCACAAUUGUAACGGAUGAAGGGAAGGAAAAGAAAGUGAAUAUUGACUUCGAACCGUUCAAACCAAUAAAUACUUCACUUUAUCUCUGUGAUAACAAGUUCCAUACAGAGGCAUUACAGGCCCUCUUGGCUGAUGACAAUAAGUUUGGUUUUAUUAUAAUGGAUGGUAAUGGGUCAUUGUUUGGAACACUGCAAGGUAAUACACGUGAGGUGCUGCACAAAUUCACAGUUGAUUUGCCGAAAAAGCAUGGUCGUGGUGGACAAUCUGCAUUGCGUUUCGCACGACUUCGUAUGGAGAAACGUCACAAUUAUGUGAGGAAGGUUGCGGAAACGGCUGUUGAAAUAUUUAUUCGAAAUGAUAAAGUGAAUGUGGCAGGACUAAUCCUUGCUGGUAGCGCAGAUUUCAAAACUGAACUUGGCCAAUCCGAUAUGUUUGAUCAGCGGCUCCAAGCAAAAAUCAUCAAAACGGUAGAUAUUUCAUACGGUGGCGAGAAUGGAUUUAAUCAAGCAAUUGAAUUAGCAGAAGAUGCACUGGCUAAUGUGAAAUUCAUCCAAGAGAAAAAGUUAAUUAAUGGAUAUUUUGAUGAGAUUUCGCAGGAUUCGGGAAAAUAUGUUUAUGGUGUAACAGAUACGCUGCAAGCAUUGGAGAUGGGUGCUGUAGAAACACUGAUCUGUUGGGAAAAUUUGGAUAUUGUACGAUAUCAACUUAAAAAUCCGGCUACUGGAGAGGAAAAAUUACUGUACUUGGAUCCGGAUCAGGAAAAGAAUAAGACGCAUUUCACUGAAUCAUCCACUGGAGUGGAAUUAGAACUUAUGGAUUCGAUGCCAUUAUUAGAAUGGCUAGCGAACAAUUAUAAAUCAUAUGGUGCAGCUUUGGAAAUUGUUACAGACCGCUCGCAAGAAGGAGCACAGUUUGUGCGAGGCUUUGGUGGUAUUGGAGGUCUUUUGCGUUAUCGUGUAGACUUUCAACUGAAUGAUCUCAACGACGGUAUCGAGGAUAUCAAUCUUGAUGAUUAUUGA
Loa loa (African eye worm) is the source of this 1323-nucleotide messenger RNA. RefSeq names its product eukaryotic peptide chain release factor subunit 1. Lineage: Eukaryota; Metazoa; Nematoda; Chromadorea; Rhabditida; Onchocercidae. Gene Ontology annotation, cellular component: cytosol; translation release factor complex. The transcript has 10 exons. Bases 1 to 1323 code for a protein of 440 amino acids. The record is from RefSeq and is a predicted model, not a curated record. Gene Ontology annotation, molecular function: sequence-specific mRNA binding; translation release factor activity, codon specific. Gene Ontology annotation, biological process: cytoplasmic translational termination.